CAUACACCUCUGCAUUUGUGAAGGAGGAAAACAGCAUUUUCUGUGCUGAAAAGAUUGAUUUUAUUUUUUAAAUGAAGUUAGGUCCUUGCAGAAGAUGAGGAAAGGCACAGAGGAUCCUUUCCAGUAUGAGCCUGGACCUGGGUCUUCACACUCUGAUGGACCAAGCUCACCUCAACCAUUUACAGUGCAGGAAUAUAUUUCCAACCUCUCUGAGGAGGACUGGAUGGCUUUCAGCAGCCUGUUGAAUCCCCCUAUGACAAGGAGCCAGUUUGUGGAGAUUUGUCAGACUGUGUUGAAGGUGGCCAGCUCUAGCUCCAUGGGUCUGAUUCUACCAGCGUUUGCGCGUAUGGAGAGAGAUCUGGAGUGCUACUCAUACAGCCCCUCAAGGUUUAAAAGUGCAGGCUCGUCCUCCUCAGAUAGGACCACUGGAGCUCCUGUAGGUCUGGGCGGCAUGCUGCGGAUGCAAGGUGCCCUGGCAGCCUUCCACAAGUGCACUGCAGCAUGGCGGCGUCCUGUCUCAGCUCUUGCUAAUGCUGUUCGUCCUUCCACCGUGACUAAGCUUCGCAUUUACUGUGCCAAGCGCAGGCCUUCUCCUGACCUGCCUGACGUUACGGUGACGCGACCUUCCACUGUGACUGAGCUUCGCGUUUACAGUGCCAAUCGCAUGGCUUCACUUGAUCUGCCUGAAGUUGUUAGUGUGCUGCGACAAGAGGGUGAAUCCCAAGACCCAACAGGCAUCGACAGGAUAUUGGAGAAAGUGUUGUCCAACGAAGGCAUCGACCACGUCGCCAAACACCUGGUUGACCAAAUGCAUGGUGUUCUACAGGAGGGUAGGCUGCCUGAGACUACAAGCCAAUGCAGCCCUAGCUCACAGCUGACUGAGAUGUACUCUUAUGCAGAGGCAGCAAUCAAAGACUUGCUCCAGCCUUAUUUUCUGCCUCUUGUGGCUCACGCUGCUUCUGUGGACAAUGCAGAAUUCAGAGGUGCUGCUUUUGCUGCCGCUGAUGCAGUAGAUGGUGUUCAAGCCAAAGCAAAGGCUGAGGACGCAAUAUCUUCUCAGAGCAGGGCCCAAAGCGCCAGGUCAAGCACUGCCAGCUGUGAGCUGGACACAAUCCAUCCAGACUCCUCUGCAUUGCAGGUGCAUGCCAGCAUGGUGAGCUUCUUCACCGACCUGAUGGUCAACCAGGUGUUGGACAAGCUUCACUUGGACAUACCUGCUCAGCAGGACGCUGCAGAUGAACCAGAUACAGCAAGCGCAGGAGGACCUGAUGGUUGCUUGACCAGUGUCCUCAUGUUGCGUCUGUUGGCGAACAUGAGGGAUGGAGGGAGAUCCUCCGUUGAUAAGGGGCUUCAAGAGCUCAUUGAUAAAAUCCUCUCAGAGCUCAGCGGUCCCUCUGGAGUGCCAAACGUCCAUGGCUACUUAAACAACACCGGGAUUCAGAACAUCAACAGGACCAUGGAGAAGUUCCUGCUGAAGGAGUUUGGCUCCAAAAACAUCCUGCAGAGAGCAGCGAACCCAAAGGACAACUCGUUUAACAUGACCUUUCUGGCAAAGUUGAGGGAAGUCUUGAAUGCAGAAGCCACUGGUGCCCCAUCUGCCCUGAGUGGCUCAGCUUUCCCCGGGUCAGACUCAGGGCCAAAAGCAGCAGGUGGAAUGAAAACAGGGAAGAAAUCCAAAUUUGGAGUGAAGAUACCAAACAGACGAAAGCGAAGCUCAAAGGUGUCUCCAAUCGGUGUUGCUGCUGACAAGGGUCAACAAACAGUUACACCUGCUCCAUCCGGGAACACCUCUGCUGCACCUGCUGAUAAAGUGAAGCCUCGUAAACGCUCCUGGAUCAAGAAGCUGUUCAGCUGCUGCGUGCCAAGUGAAACUCAAUUUUGAACAAACCCCACACACCCAGCACCAUCCACACCCUAAUGAUUCCUCCAUCCCCAUCCAUUCCAUAUCCAUAACCAAUGUCAACACACACACAAUUAUAUUUUGAGAUGUAACAGAGAAAACCUCGUAUCACCCCACAAAACACACACAGCAUUAAUAUUAAAGCAAA
Molecule: messenger RNA, 2048 nt
Organism: Engraulis encrasicolus (European anchovy)
Lineage: Eukaryota; Metazoa; Chordata; Actinopteri; Clupeiformes; Engraulidae
Exons: 7
Coding region: 95-1882 (595 amino acids)
Source: RefSeq, a predicted model, not a curated record